AAAUUACUUUCCUGUCAAAAAAAAAAAAAAAACGGAACAAACGAACGAAUCCUCCCUCUUAAAAUUAGGUCAUAUUUUCAUCACUGGAGAUUUCUCUCCCUCUUUUUUUUCAGAUCUGAUUUCCCUCCUUCAUUUCUUCUUUUCUUCUUCUGAUCUCUCCGAGCUGUGCACCUAAGAGAAGAGGAAGUGAACCAAAAUGUUUAGAUUCGAACAGGAGAAGAUCAGGAAACGAAUUUGAUUUCCGUUUCCUUCCAGGAAUUCACAUCUAAGUGACGUUGAUUCUCAGGGUUUUGUUGUUUCUCCGGACAUGGCUGACGCGCUUUCCGUGGUUCCGUUCUCCGUUCUUCGUAAUCUCUCCGACAAGCUUUAUGAGAAGCGCAAGAAUGCUGCUCUCGAGGUUGAAGGUAUAGUGAAGCAGCUGGCGGCUGCUGGGGAUCAUGACAAGAUAUCUGCAGUGAUCAAUUUGUUGACGACGGAUUUCACCUACUCGCCUCAAGCCAACCACCGCAAGGGUGGAUUGAUAGGACUAGCUGCUGCAACUGUAGGGUUGACUACAGAAGCAGCCCAACAUCUUGAGCAAAUCGUGCCGCCUGUGCUUAAUUCUUUUUCUGACCAAGAUAGCAGAGUUCGUUAUUAUGCUUGUGAAGCCUUAUAUAAUAUCGCAAAGGUGGUGAGAGGAGAUUUUAUUGUAUUCUUUAACCAAAUUUUUGAUGCCUUGUGUAAACUCUCGGCAGACUCAGAUGCCAAUGUACAAAGUGCUGCUCAUCUUUUGGAUCGGCUUGUAAAGGACAUUGUUACUGAAAGUGAUCAAUUCAGCAUUGAAGAAUUUAUACCGUUGUUGAGAGAACGUAUGAAUGUCCUUAACCCCUAUGUCCGCCAAUUUUUGGUUGGAUGGAUCACUGUGUUGGACAGUGUUCCAGAUAUAGAUAUGCUGGGUUUUCUUCCUGAUUUUCUUGAUGGUCUAUUUAAUAUGUUGAGUGAUUCUAGCCAUGAAAUCAGACAACAAGCUGAUUCUGCCCUUUCAGAGUUUCUCCAAGAGAUCAAGAAUUCCCCAUCUGUAGAUUAUGGUCGUAUGGCUGAGAUAUUGGUGCAAAGGGCAGCUUCUCCAGAUGAAUUUACUCGGUUAACAGCUAUCACAUGGAUAAAUGAAUUUGUAAAACUUGGUGGAGACCAACUAAUUCCUUACUAUGCUGAUAUACUGGGAGCCAUUCUGCCCUGUAUAUCAGACAAAGAAGAGAAAAUUAGAGUGGUUGCUCGCGAAACCAAUGAGGAGCUUCGUGCAAUCAAGGCUGAUCCUGCUGAAGGAUUUGAUGUUGGAGCAAUACUCUCCAUUGCAAGAAGUCAAUUAUCUAGUGAGUGGGAGGCCACUCGGAUUGAAGCGUUGCACUGGAUAUCAACACUUUUAAACAGGCAUCGAUCUGAGGUAUUACAGUUUCUGAAUGAUGUAUUUGAUACCCUUCUCAAAGCACUUUCAGAUCCUUCAGAUGAGGUGGUCCUCCUUGUUCUUGAGGUUCAUGCAUGCAUAGCAAAAGAUCCACAACAUUUCCGUCAACUUGUUGUUUUCUUGGUGCAUAAUUUUCGUGUUGACAAUUCUCUUCUGGAGAAGCGUGGUGCUUUGAUAAUCCGAAGACUCUGUGUACUUUUAGAUGCUGAAAGGGUCUAUCGGGAACUCUCCACAAUACUGGAGGGUGAAGCUGAUCUGGAUUUUGCAUCAAUUAUGGUUCAGGCUUUGAAUUUGAUCUUACUAACUUCCUCUGAACUAGCUGAGCUUCGGGGUCUUUUAAAACAAUCACUAGUAAAUCUGGCUGGAAAAGAUUUAUUUGUUUCUUUAUACGCUUCGUGGUGCCAUUCACCUAUGGCAAUUAUAAGCCUUUGCCUAUUAGCACAGACAUACCAGCAUGCAAGUGUGGUGAUUCAGUCACUGGUAGAGGAAGAUAUCAAUGUCAAAUUCUUGGUCCAACUGGAUAAAUUGAUUCGCUUGCUAGAAACUCCAAUCUUUGCUUACCUUAGAUUGCAGCUUCUUGAACCAGGAAGAUACAUGUGGUUGUUAAAAGCUUUGAAUGGUCUCUUGAUGUUACUACCCCAGCAAAGUGCUGCUUUUAAGAUAUUACGGACUCGUUUAAAAACUGUCCCUUCAUAUUCCUUCAAUGGUGAGCAAAUUAAGCGAACAUCUUCAGGCAACCCCUACUCCCAAAUUCUACAUCACAUUCCUAGUGGAUCACAAAUAUCUGAGGAUGGUGAUGUAAACCAGGAGGUUGGGAAUUCUUGUUUGCAUAAUGGAAUUAAUUUUGGUUCAAGGCUUCAACAGUUUGAGCAAAUGCAGUCUCAGCAUCGCAUGCAUGCCAAGUCGCAGGCACAGUCACGUAACAAUUCUACUUCGCUGAAGGAAGCACAAAGACCAGAAGACCCCCUACAGCAGACUCCUGCAGCAGAGAUGGAUAGGCCUCCUUCAAGAUCAUCUAGGAGAGGCCCAGGGCAGCUACAACUUUGAACAUGGUGUUUCCUGCCUUUGUUUUGGAGCCAAUUGUACACUCAUCUGAGCAUGAAGGGAAAUUCUCAAGAUCUGGUAUAACUUGUAAAAUUGUAUAUCGUAGUUUGUCCUAUUAUUACAUUUGUAGAGUUUGUGAAUGGUAAAAAAAAAAAAAAGAGGGUUUUGAACUAAGAUAAGCUUGGGCUUUCCUAAGCUAUUAUUUUUCUUUGUAAACAGAGUAUGCCCAUGUGGUUCUGUUAUUUUUUUAUUGAAAACCAUAUGGGCUAAGAGCAAAAAUAUUUUAGAGAAUAUGCAGUUUGUUUUGUCUAGUCCGCAGAUGUUACGGGACGGUGACCUGAUAAAAUAAGGAAUCAACUAAUUCAUUUACACCAA
Molecule: messenger RNA, 2863 nt
Organism: Hevea brasiliensis (rubber tree)
Lineage: Eukaryota; Viridiplantae; Streptophyta; Magnoliopsida; Malpighiales; Euphorbiaceae
Product: protein VAC14 homolog
Exons: 20
Coding region: 308-2491 (727 amino acids)
Biological process (GO): positive regulation of kinase activity; phosphatidylinositol biosynthetic process
Cellular component (GO): PAS complex; endosome membrane
Source: RefSeq, a predicted model, not a curated record